GGAUGUCGGACGUACUUGUAAGUUACGAUGCACUUGUAAGUUUAACGGUGUGCGGCAACAGCGCCACCUUGCGUCGGCCUUGGCAUUCCUCACGUUGCCAUCGCCUCCGCUGUUGGCCUGUCCGCUGCACACCAACUUCAGUGGCUGAAAUAAAACAUCACAUAUAGAGAUCCGAAUCCUGGGUGUUUGCUGUGUUCUUUACCAAAUCACCACAGCUGACCAAACAGCCCCCCCCCCACAAGUGUCAGAAGUGGGAUCUCUUUUUUCAGCCAGUCUGCCAGCAGCGGGGGAUUGAGGAUCCGUCACUGAAUUCAGAGUCGUCGAGAUGGCAACCCACGUCAGCGUACGGUCACUAACAGAAGAAAAGGCGAGGAAAUUUUGCCUGGUUGAAGGGCGUCUGCCUCUCCAAAGCCUGAAAGGGUGUUACCCUGAUGCAACCGGGCUGAUUCACAAAAUUGACCAGGACAAUGAACUGAUUCUGCCAAUUGUGAAUGGGGCCAUUCUCCCGCCAGAGGGGGGAUGGGAAGUAGUAGAGUACACACCGCUUACCAGAGCCGAGAUCAAAACAGAACCGCCCCAUACCGAGUCCCCAUCAGAGGAGCUCCUGCGUGCGCUCGUAGCCAAACCAUCCCAAGUCGUGAUGGCACCCGAGCGCAAACUACCGGUAUUCGAGGGACGAGAUGAUGAAAAGUCGGUGCCCGUUGAUGACUUUGUGACAGCAAUGAACCACGCUUAUGAGAGAUACCACAUCCCGGAAGACCAGCGGGGCCAAUUUCUACUGGAUUCACUCCGGGGUGGUCCGAAAGUUGAAGUGCGGUCACUGUUGUCAUCCGGUAAAACCACAAAGGAGGCCUUGAAGUACCUAACGACGUCAUAUGGGGAGACCCUAACAAGUGGAGAGUUGCAGCGGCGGUGUUUGGAACGACGACAGCAGCGUGGUGAGUCCAUUCGUCAGUUUGGCGUGGAGCUACAACGACUGUUCCAACGACUAUUUAAGCGAGACCCCGGACUAUACAAAGAUCCAGACACCAUCAUCCGAGAGCAGUUCGUAGACGGCAUCGAGCAAGAGGGGCUGAGGCACUCCUGCAGAGACUUUGUCGAUCGCAAUCCAUCUAUCUCCUUCGGAGAAGUGAAGGACUGGGCCAUAAAGCGGGAGGAACGAGAACGGGCCCGAGCGCAGACUACAGCCUUUCAAAGUACCUCAUCGGCUAUGGAGGCUGGGAUGAAACCUGACGCAAUCCAGCGACUGGAGAAACAGAUGCAAGAAAUCAUGGUAUCUGUGAAAUCCCUCGCCGAGAGGAUUCCACCUGCUGAAAGACUGCCUACUCCGAUUUCCCCCCAAGCCCUUUUGGCACAGCCUGGGGGCCGACCUCCCAGACCUUGGUGGCACCAGACAGACUACCCCAACUUCCCAAAGCCGAGAGCCGUUGACAACCCGUAUACUGCACCAGUUCAGUCCACUCCAAGAUGCUUCAGGUGUGGCCAACCCGGACAUUUUGCGAGGAAUUGCCUCAACUCUGCUCGGCCGCGCCCAAACCCCCCACCCCCUUCACCAUUAGGAGCCAUGGGUCCUUCGGGAAACUAGUACAUCCUACUGUUGGGAGCCAAACAGUGGGGAAUGGAAUAACUGGCUCAACUCAUCAUGACUUACCUGGUUUUCAAGCACGUGCUGCCUCAGAUUGUUAUGCAGUUGAUGUGAAGUUUGGAAACCAGACUGUUUCUUGCUUAUUGGACACAGGAUCCAUGGUCACUACCAUCACCAAGGGCUACUUUGACAGCGUCCUGGCACCAGAGGGUGUGAAACUUGAGAGUAUUCCAGAGAAAUUCAGACUCAUCUCAGCUAAUGGCGCAAACAUCCCCUAUGUAGGAUGUUUUGAGACUGAUGUGCAUUUGCUGGGAGUGACUGUUCCAUCCCGACUCGUUUUAGUCAUACAAGAGGCAGGGUCUAAUGCUAGUCCCUCUAAUGCCCCAGGC
Patiria miniata (bat star) is the source of this 1974-nucleotide messenger RNA. RefSeq lists its product as uncharacterized. The transcript has 2 exons. Bases 326 to 1585 code for a protein of 419 amino acids. Gene Ontology annotation, molecular function: nucleic acid binding; zinc ion binding. The record is from RefSeq and is a predicted model, not a curated record. NCBI's taxonomy places the organism in Eukaryota, Metazoa, Echinodermata, Asteroidea, Valvatida, Asterinidae.